CUUGACGCUGCGGGUCUGUGUCUGUCGGUUGUUGUUCAGAUCAAGAUGGCUGCUGUUGUCGGGGAUGGAGAGUGAGCGCAGGCUGUCAUCCCAGCACAGGCCGAGGAAACACUGACCGACCCGCCCAAACACCGCCACCCGCACCCGGCUGGACCCGAACCCGGACCACCGAAACAGAACCGGAUUCUCUUCUGAAGUAGGGGGCGUCGUGACAGACCGCAGACAUGGACACCACCACGUCCAUCAAGAUGACCACGCUGGCCAUCCAGAACCUGUUCAGCUACGUGGAGGAGGAGAACCUGGCUGCUCUCAAAGCUCACCUGGACCGCUUCAAGGAGGUGGACGGACGCAGCGACAACGGUCAGACUCCUCUGAUGCUGGCCGCGGAGCAGGGCAGUCUGGAGAUCGUCCAGGAGCUCAUCAGGAGAGGAGCCAACGUCAACCUGGACGACGUGGACUGCUGGUCGGCUCUGAUCUGUGCAGCUAAAGAAGGACACGUGGACGUGGUGAAGGAGCUGCUGGAGAACAGCGCCUACAUCGAACACAGAGACAUGGGAGGAUGGACGGCUCUGAUGUGGGCAGCUUACAAAGGUCGAGUGGAGGUGACCACUCUGCUGCUGGAGCACGGAGCCAACCCCAACACUACAGGACAGCAGUACAGUGUGUAUCCGAUCAUCUGGGCCGCAGGUCGAGGACACGCCGACAUCGUCAAACUGCUGCUGCAGAACGGAGCCAAAGUCAACUGUUCUGACAAGUAUGGGACCACUCCUCUGAUCUGGGCGUCCAGAAAAGGACACUUUGACUGUGUGAUGCACCUGCUGGAGAACGGAGCCGAUGUGGACCAGGAGGGGGCGAACUCGAUGACAGCUCUGAUCGUGGCGGUGAAGGGCGGAUACACCGAUGUGGUGAAGGAGCUGCUGAAGAGGAACCCCAACGUCAACAUGACCGACAAAGACGGGAACACGGCGCUGAUGAUCGCCGCCAAGGAGGGCUACACCGAGAUCGUCCAGGACCUGCUGGACGCCGGGACCUACGUCAACAUCCCGGACCGGAGCGGAGACACGGUGCUGAUCGGAGCGGAGGGGGGGCACGUGGAGAUCGUCAGAGCUCUGCUGCAUAAAUACGCCGACAUCGACAUCAGAGGACAGGAGAAUAAAACUGCUCUGUACUGGGCUGUGGAGAAAGGAAACGCCACCAUGGUCAGAGACAUCCUGCAGUGUAACCCCGACACUGAGACCUGCACCAAGGAUGGAGAGACUCCUCUGAUCAAAGCCACUAAGAUGAGGAACAUCGAGAUCGUGGAGCUGCUGCUUGAUAAAGGAGCCAAAGUGUCGGCUGUCGACAAGAAAGGAGACACUCCCCUCCACAUCGCCAUCCGUGGGCGGAGCCGCCGCCUGGCCGAGCUCCUCCUCAGAAACCCUAAAGAUGGCCGCCUGCUGUAUCGGCCCAACAAGGCCGGAGAGACGCCGUACAACAUCGACUGCAGCCACCAGAAGAGCAUCCUCACACAGAUCUUCGGAGCUCGUCACCUGUCCCCCACAGAGUCAGACGGAGACAUGCUGGGUUACGACCUGUACAGCUCCGCGCUGGCCGACAUCCUGAGCGAGCCGACCAUGCAGCCUCCCAUCUGUGUGGGUCUGUACGCUCAGUGGGGCAGCGGCAAGUCCUUCCUGCUGAAAAAGCUGGAGGAUGAGAUGAAGACGUUUGCCGGGCAGCAGAUCGAGCCGUUGUUCCAGUUUUCCUGGCUCGUGGUCUUCCUGUCUCUGCUGCUCUGCGGUUCCGUCGCCAUCGUCCUCGGCUUCACCGUCGACCCCAAACUGGCCAUGGCUGUCUCCCUGAGUCUGCUCGCUCUGCUCUAUCUCUUCUUUGUGGUGGUGUAUUUCGGCGGGCGUCGGGAGGGUGAGAGCUGGAACUGGGCGUGGCUGCUCAGCACCCGUCUGGCUCGUCACAUCGGGUAUCUGGAGCUGCUGCUGAAGCUGAUGUUCGUCAACCCGCCGGAGCUGCCGGAGCAGAGCACCAGAGCUCUGCCCGUCAGGUUCCUGUUCACAGACUACAACCGUUUGUCCAGUGUCGGAGGAGAGACGUCGAUGGCCGAGAUGAUCGCCACGCUGUCCGACGCCUGUGAGAGAGAGUUUGGCUUCCUCGCCACGCGUCUGUUCAGAGUGUUUAAGACCGAGGAGACACAAGGUAAGAGGAAGUGGAAGAAGACGUGCUGCGUGCCGUCCUUCAUCAUCUUCGUCCUGGUGCUGGCCUGUCUGGUGACGGGCAUGGCGCUGCUGGCCGUCUUUAAGGUGGACGGGGAGAACCGGACGGUGAACGCCGUGCUGAUCGCCAUCAGCAGCGUGGUGGGUCUGGCUCUGCUGCUCAACUGCAGGACGUGGUGGCAGGUGACCGACUCGGUGCUGAACUCUCAGAGGAAGAGGCUGCACAGCGCUGCCAACAGGAUGCACAAGCUGAAGAGCGAGGGCUUCAUGAAGGUCCUGAAGAACGAGGUGGAGCUGAUGGCGAGGAUGGCAAAGACCAUCGACGGCUUCACGCAGCAUCAGACGAGGCUGGCGGUCGUCAUCGACGGACUGGACUCCUGUGAACAGGACAAAGUCCUGCAGAUGCUCGACACGGUCAGGGUUUUAUUCUCCAAAGGUCCCUUCAUCUCCAUCUUUGCCAGCGACCCGCACAUCAUCAUCAAAGCCAUCAACCAGAACCUGAACAGCGUCCUCCGAGACUCCAACAUCAAUGGACACGACUACAUGAGGAACAUCGUCCACCUGCCCGUCUUCCUCAACAGCAGAGGACUGUCCAGCGCCAGGAAGAUGUGCACCGCCGCCCCGGCUAACGGGGACGCCGCCAACGCCGAUGGUUGGCAUGAGGAGUUGGACAGGAAACUGUCUCAGCACAGUUUGGGUGAAUUAACUAAGUUUGGCAGCAAGACAACGCUGACCCGCAGGGACACGUACCGGCGGCGUCAGGUGCAGCGCUCGGUGACUCGUCAGAUGUCGUUCGACCUGACGAAGCUGAUGGUGACGGAGGACUGGUUCAGCGACAUCAGCCCACAGACGAUGAGGAGGCUGCUCAACAUCGUCUCCGUCACAGGUCGUCUGCUGAGAGCCAAUCAGAUCAGUUUUAACUGGGAUCGCCUGGCGUCGUGGAUCAACCUGACGGAGCAGUGGCCCUACAGGACGUCCUGGCUCAUCCUGUACCUGGAGGAGACUGAUGGCGUCCCCGACCAGGCCACGCUCAAGACCAUCUAUGAAAGAGUGUCGAAGAACAUCCCCACCACCAAAGACGUGGAGCCUCUGCUGGAGAUCGACGGAGACGUUCGCAGCUUUGAGGUCUUCCUGUCGUCACGGACGCCGGUCCUGACGGCCCGGGACAUCCGCACCUUCCUGCCUUGCACCGUCAACCUGGACCCCAAACUCCGAGAGAUCAUAGCAGAUGUUCGUGCGGCCCGGGAGCAGAUGAACGUGGGCGGGGUCACAUACCCGCCCCUCCCGCUGCAGGAGGCUCAGCCCCGCCCCUCCUCCAUCUACAGCCAGGUGUCGUCGGCGUGCUCUCCCUCCGCCUCCUUCAGCGGGCCCUUCGCUCAGCCACCAGGGGGCGUCGUCUCCCCGCAGCCCCACAGCAGCUACUACAGCGGCAUGGCCGGGCCGCAGCACCCCUUCUACAACAGGCCAUAUUUCCCCCAUCACCUUUACCAGCUGCCACGCCCCCUCGUGGCCACCUCCUACUCAUCACACUUCCAUCCUCGCCCGCUGCCUAAAACCUCCUGCAGCAGGGACGCCGCCGCCGCUGCACCUUCUAAAGCUUCAUCUUUGAAAAGGAAGCAGGGUUCGGCCUCGGUCGUGUCGGGUGCUCCGGCCAUCCUCCUCAGCUCCAUGACGACGGAGGCCGUGUGUGAGCGCGUGCGUCAGAUCGAAGGCAUCGACCAGAGCAUGAUGGGACAGUACACCGCCACCAUCAGGAAGGCGAACGUUAACGGCAGAGUUCUGUCUCAGUGCAACAUCGACGAGCUGAAGAAGGAGAUGAACAUGAACUUUGGAGACUGGCAGCUCUUCAGAGCCACGGUCCUGGACAUGCGUCACAUCGAGAGCCAGGUGCUGCACGAGGAGGCGGCCAGCGAGCAAGGCAGCGUGGUCGGCGGUCACAACGAAGCCGGAAGACGAGCCGUGGCUCCGCCUCACGCCGGCGCCGCCAACCCGGACGCUUCACCGAUGUACAGCUUCAACCUGAGCUUCGAGGAGCUGAGCACGGUGGGACUGGACGAAACGGCCCGACACGGAAACAUGCAGUGGAUGGGCGCAGCUCAUCGCACCGCCAGCAUGACCAGCCUCAACUCCCAGGAGUCGUCCAACGACAUCUCCAGGCUGACAGACAAGCAGCAGGCCGAGUACCGCAACGCCUACCAGGAGUACAUCGCCCAGAUGGCCCAGCUGGAGAUGGGCGGCGGCAGCGGGGAGAAGCCCGUCCAACCGCAGCCCGGGCAGUUCAUGACAUCAUCGUCAUCUGAGGACAAGAGCAAAGAGGGCGCCGAGCAGGACGGACGCAAAUCCUUCACCAAGAGGAGCGGUGCCAAGCCGGCAGCAGACAACGCCGAGUUCGCCUCCAACGGAGACGCCCUGGACCCCAUCACGGAGGAGGAUGAGAAGGGUGACCACGGAUCCUCCAAGUCCCUGCUGACCCGCAAGACCUCGGGCGAAAGAGGCGGGCUGUUCCAAGGCGCCGCUGACCUGAAGCUGAAGGCUGGCGGAGGGCUGCGCUACCAGAAGCUGACGAGCGACGACGAAGAGUCGGAGGAGUCAGAUAACGCCCCCCUGCUGAAAGACGGAAAGAAGGCGGGAGACCCCAAACUGCCCGGUGGCUCUCUGGCACUGAAGGGGAAGGACUACCUGUCGGACGCCAUGCUGGACAAGAAGGACUCGUCUGACUCUGGUGUGCGGUCCAACGAGAGCUCGCCCAACCACUCUCUGCAGGACGAGGAGGCGGACCUGUCACAGCUGGAGAGGGCCAACCUGAUCGAGCUGGACGAGGAGAGUCUGGCCAGGAAGCGCGGCCUUCCCAGCAGCCUCAGCGGCCUCCAGGACCCAGCUGUCGCCCGCAUGUCCAUCUGCUCGGAGGACCAGUGCAGCCUGCUGGCCAGCAGCCCAGAGGAGAGCUGGCCCUCAUCCAAAACCUACAACCUGAACCGCACGCCCAGCAACGUCACGCUCAACAACAACACCAACGCCCAGCAGGGCAACCGCCCCCGCCAGCCCACCGAGGGCUCCACCUCCUCCUCCAACCCCACCUCCUCCUCCUCCUCCACUGGCGACGUCAUCAUCUCCCCGAGCUCCGGGACCACCGGCACCUCUGGGACCACCGCCGCCACUAGGCCCGGUCCGAACAACGAGAACGUCCGCGUGGUCCACCUGAAGAGAGGCCUGAAGCCCGGAGACCCGCCGGAGAUCUGCACCGUGUCCUCGGACACCGUCACCUUCGGCGAGGAGCGCGAGAGCAUCCUGUGACCUCGCUGAGACGAAGAGAGCACUGAGGGUCCGCCAGGAGCCGCCUUCUCCCUCUGAACCAAUCAGACACUUUGAAUCAGAUGUGAAACGACAGCCUCUGAUUGGCUGAAAUUUAAAUAAUUGGACUUUAAAACAGUAAAACCUCUGUUUGUCUGAUGGGAGAAGGAGGAGCAGCUGCUGGAGGACCAGUAGUUUCAGUCUGUGUUGCAUGCUCAGUAGAAAAACGUGAAGCUCAGUAGAGACGUAGAAACUUUAACUAGAAGCUGCUGCAUGAUGUUGUUGAUGUUGUUGUUGUUGUUGUUGUUGUUGUUGUGGUGGUGACGUGAUUUUUGCCUCCAGGAAACAACAGUUAUUUGUUCCUGCAGAUGUUUAACAGCUGGACCUGGAGCAAGUUUAACAUUUUAAUAUUCACAGCUGAACGAUUUGACAAACUCUAACUCUCUGAACUGAUGUGAUGAUGAAACCUCAGAGUCUGUGGUUGUGUUUCCAGCUCCUGACUCUCAGAGCCUUGUCUCUGUGUGACAGACACACUCACCAAUCAGAAGUCAGAGCCACUGUGGAAACGCCCACUAACAAAAACAAAAUGGCUGCCACCUCAGAGGAGAAGCUGCUGCAGGCGUCUGUAGGUCUGUAAGUAUGGAAGUUAAAGAAUGACAAAACUGUCAGACGAUAAAUACACAGGAUAAAAUUACGACUUCAAGAUUGAAAUCAUGAAUUAAUAAUUUGAAAAAGCAGCUCGUUAAAAUCCUGAGAUGGUGCUUCUCAUGCUCAGAUUAUAUUCUCUGACUUAGCAUUAGCUACAGUUAGCAUCACAAAACUUACAUUUGAAUUUGGGCUAGCGUACUCUGCCCAAAUGUGAAACUAAUUAUGUGGGCAAGUUUUUAAGUUCAGAACAUUUAAAGUGCAAAAUCCUGAAAAAAAACACCUGGAAGGAAGCUGGUGGUGAGGUCGACGCGUCGCUGCGUUCAGGGACAGAAGCUGCUACAGACGGACAGACCACAGACGUCAUAAAGUCUAAAUGAAAUAUCAGAGUUUGUUUUUCUUCCAGCUCAGUUACAGGAGGUUAAACUAAUGCUCCGUCAUGUUUUACAUGUUGACCUCAGCCUGCAGGUCUGUCAGGGUCCACAGCAGAACUGAAGCUUCAUCUGAAGUCUGACUUUAGUUAAACAGUGACAGGAGAUUUGAUUUUAAAACAGGAAACAUAGUUUUCUCCAGGUCUGAUGUUAGAUUCUUUAAACACAGCAGAAAUAAUCAAUAUCCACUGUUUGAUGUUCUGAACCCUGACGACCACAUGGACCAGGUUCUGUUCUGGUUCCUGAACCGAAAUCUGAACCAAAAAUAAAUCAGCUCUGAGUCUGAGAAUCUGUAAUAACAGGAGAUCAGUGACCUGGACUAGGUCUCUGGACAGAACCGGAUCAAGACAGAGGUGACUCAGUGGGUCAGAGGAAUCAGUGGAGCUUAAGUGAACCUGGAGCUGAUCAGCGGAUUGAUCCUGGUCUCAGAUCCAAAUUUAAAGUGAAUGUUUUCAUUGAUUGUGAAGGAUCUGGUUCUGUUCUGAGGAACAGACCUGAUCAGUGUGAAUCAGUAUUAACUCGUCGUUAACUCGUAUCAGUGUUGAUGUUGGUGAAGAGACCGAGUCGUUUCUAGUUGUUUUUUUAUUUAAACUUUAUUCACAGUUUUAAUCAGAGCUGAGACUGAGGAACAAAACUGUUUCACUUAUAAAAUAUCAAACUGACUUCAUCUGACGGAGAGAAACUGCUGGAUGCUAACGUUAGCCGUGUAGCUACAAACACAACCUUUAAACCUGAAGUUUAAAAUAUGAAAAUUAAUUUUUAGAAACAGAAAAACUGAAUAGUUGUGAUCAGUCUCAGAUCUGAAGCUGCAUGUUUCUGUCUCAGUGCUCUCUACCUGUAAUACCUGUAACCAUGUGACCUGUGACCACGUGACUGAUCAUGUGACUGUAACCAUGUGGCUGUGAUCAUGUGACCUGUGCUUCACUUAAACAGAAUAAACUGGAUGUUAAACGUUG
Lates calcarifer (barramundi perch) is the source of this 7527-nucleotide messenger RNA. It is a transcript of the gene kidins220b, whose product is annotated as kinase D-interacting substrate 220b. Lineage: Eukaryota; Metazoa; Chordata; Actinopteri; Centropomidae. Gene Ontology annotation, molecular function: protein binding. The record is from RefSeq and is a predicted model, not a curated record.